AACGCUUGUUCGACUUUUGUCAUCUUGAUUUUCAGAUGCGAAUUUUGAAGUAAUCGCGAAAGUAACAGGUUCAUUUUGAUAAAUCUGUGCAUAUUAGGGAAAGUUACAAUUUGAAAAAUAAGACAGUUCAUAUUUUUUCUUGAAUUAGGCUGUUAUAUUUGCAGUUAGCGCAAAAAUUCACUUUAGAGCUCCAUUUGAUAGGCCAUGACAGUCACGUGACCAUCGUUUGGAAAAUGGCGGCUUCCAAAAAUUUUCAACAUGGACACUGAAUAUACCGAACGAUGUUGAGGUACAACCUAUAAUCCAUGUGUCUUAGGCUUUGUAACAGUUCUGGGUCUCUAAAACAUCGGGAUUGAGCACCCAUGGCGACCCGAUCACGGCGCAUGAGGGGCCGUCCUCCAAAGACCCCUUUGUCAAGUAAUCGCACAAAUUUUCUACGAAAACCCAAAGCUUUUACAACUUCGAGUGACCCAAACUCACGAUCAAGCACACCUGUCAGUGGACCUUACUUUGGUAUACCCAAUUCCAGAGGCAAUGGCAGGUCGGACCGGGGAAGAGGCAGGGAUUCUACAGUCAAAAGCAGAAGUUUUAUCAGUAGUUUCUUGGGAGAUGAUGAUGAUAUAUCGUCAACAGUGGAUAUAGAUGCAGACCGAAGCAGUGACAUUACUGACCUGGAUACUAUCGAUCUUGACAACAAUGAUUCUGAUGACACCUAUGAGGGUUCUUAUAGCGAUUUCAGUGAAGAAAGCAUCAGCACCAUUAGUAGUUCAGUCAGCAAGAGAAGAUUAUUUUCAAGAAGACCCAGGAGUCUAGAUAUACCAGAUGACAGGGAAAUACCCACUCUUACUCUACCACCGAGUUCUAAUGAUUUGAUCUUAUCUUCAGAAUACCUGUGUCAAACUGUUGGAAUCUUUGAAGUCCUUAGACAUUUCAGAACUAUACUGAGGUUGUCCCCUUUCACAUUUGAAGACUUCUGUGCAGCUUUAUUGAGUGAUGAGCAGUGUACAUUGAUAGGAGAGAUUCAUAUAUGCCUGCUGAAGGCACUAAUGAGAGAAGAAGAAAGCAAUAGCACUGUGUUUGGACCCCAUGAUUUGAAAGAUAGCAUAAAUGUGUCACUGUUUUUCAUCGAUGGAAUGACAUGGUCGGAAUUAGCAAGAGCAUAUUUGGAUAGUGAUCGUCAUGAUGAAUAUCGUUCUGCUCUCCCAGCUUUGGAGUCCAGUGAUUUUCCAUUUGUUCCAAUAAGUGACAAGUUAAAAGUACUUCAGACCCUAACUGAUUUGUUCCUGGCAACAAACAAAGUUCGAGAAGAGAUUACAAAUGAAGGCAAUAUUCAGUAUGAUGAUCAUUGUAGGAACUGCCACAAGUUGGGUGAUUUGCUGUGUUGUGAGACCUGUUCCGCCGUGUAUCACCUGGCAUGUGUAGAUCCUCCCCUUAUAGAGGUUCCUGACGACGACUGGCUCUGCAAUGUUUGUCGAGCUCACCAGGUUAAAGGUGUUACUGACUGCAUAUCUGAGGCUGAAAAAAGUGGCCUCCUUUGUCGACAAGAACCGUUUGGGUUUGACAGGCAUGGGAGGAAGUACUGGUUUCUCAUCAGAAGACUCAUUGUUGAAGGGGAGAAUGAAGUGUGGUACUACAGCACCAAGGCCCAGAUCGAUGAAUUGUUUGAGGUCAUGGACGGGCGGGACUGGGAGCGUGACCUUGUGUCCACUCUUCACGAGAUGCGAGACGACAUCUGCAAACAGAUGACCAUUACAGAUGAGCUCACAAACACAGCCAGAGGAAACAAGAAAUCAUCCUUAGAAGUGGAAACAACUCAGCUGACCAAGCUACAAGCGGACCGAGCACUGAAGAAGGCCCAGGAGGAAGUGGAGAAGAAAGCCAAAGAGGAGGAAGAGAAGCAGAAGGAAGAACAGAAGAAAUUUGAAGCAGCACACAGGGCUGAGAACGAUGGCCAACUUAAUGAAAGAACUGACGGGAUUAGUCCGAUGAUGGAGACUACUCAAGUGACCGCAGCAUCUACAACCACUACAACUACAUGCACGUCAGCCAUGACUGUGAGGGCUGUGAGCCCCGACGGCAUCACCAAAACAACACAACAGAUUACAGAGAAAACUGAGACAACCACCAUCAAGUCCACCACCUUCACGGUGUCAUCAACAGGGCUCAAACCAUCUGAUACUGAAGACACGGAAGACAAGAUGGAUACCUCAGAUCCUGUGAAUGAGACCAUCAACAGCAGCUCAACUGAGGCAGAAGACAAGUCAGGUACUGAGCAGCCCACGUCUGACUCCGUGGAAGGAGCGCCGGAAAGCAAGUCGGAAACAGAAAGUGAAAAAUCAACAAAUAACCCCUCCAUAGUCAGCCUUCAGUCUGUUUUCCCCAACGCCAAGACCAGUUUGUUAAAGACACUGGAUGAGAAGACUGGGGAUGGAAGUCCCCAGACUAAAACUGUUCUAGUUGUGAACCGCGAAGGCGGGAAAGUUACCUUGUCAGUUGCAACACAGCCACUGGCUGAUGGGUCUAAAGAUCAGUCGCUUGUCCUUGGGCAGAAAACUACUACCACAACGUCCACCACCAGCAGUGCGUCAGCUCUAGAAACACGGAAAAUACUGACCCGAUCCAAAACUGGUUCUUUGACCCCCAAACAGUUUACCGAUUCUGUGACCUCAACCACGUCCUCAUUCAAGAGUAGUGGGAAAACCUCAGCGGAUGAUGUUCUAGUCAUAAACCGAGACGGGGAGAUAACACGAGUCACUCGAAGCAAGAGUUCAAUCAUGGCAUCUUCUGCAACAGUCUCACAGUAUUUCCGACUUGGUAAUGAAGGUAACUACAAGUUGUACACGAACCAGUAUUCCACAAACACCCUGGCCCUCAACAAACACCAGCAUAACGAGGAGCGUGACAAGCGCAGGCAUCUAUCACACAAGUUCAGCAUGACGCCGACCAGCGAGUUUAAAUGGAACGGCACAGUGUUCGGCAACAGGAUGUUGACAGUGUCCACACUGAGACUGAGCAUCACUCAGCUGGAGAACAACAUCCACACACCGUUCCUACAUCCAAACUGGCCCAUUCAUCGACAGAACUGGCAGAAGGCUGUCCACAUGUGUCAGAACCCACAGGACUUCGGUCUGGCUCUAGCCAUUUUAGAGGCUUGCAUUAAACCAGUUAUCUGCAACCCUGUGUGGACUGAAGCUCUAGGUCACAGUCGAUUACAGAGGAUCACCACAGCUGAUCGUGAGGAGAUGAAGAAGAGGGAGAAAGAGGUGAAGAAGAGGAAGGAAGAGGAAGAUGAGGGCAAGCCACUGGUGUGGAUCAAGUACCCCCUGGGACUAAAACAUCAGGUGUGGAAACAACGGGGAGAGGAGUACCGAAUUACAGGAGGCAAUGGCUGGCUCUGGAAUAGUUCAGUCAGGAAUUACAGCAUUGUUCCUCAAGACACUGUAGGACUCCGUGGUGUGGCUGCUAAACUCCGAGCAAGGAAGAAGAAAGCUUUGAAAGCAUCAAAAAUGGCUCAGGCUUCUGAGAAGAUGUCUGUGGAUGACAAAGAAGACCCAGAGUUGUUGAAAAGCAAAAGCAGCGUUGAGGCAGAGAGCAAGGUGAAGGAAGAAGAUCCAGAGACAGAUGCUGAUGUAACGAUGAAGGACAGUGAGAAAGAGGAAGGAGGUGAGAAAGAGGAAGGAGGUGAGAAGAUGGAAGUUGAAGAUUCUGAAAAGGAGGAUUCAAAGGAAAAGGUUCAGAGCAAAAGCGAAGAGGAAUCAAAAGCUGAUCAAACAAGUGAAAAAAUGGAAACGGAUGAAGUGAAAGUGGAAAGCAAAGAUGAAACAGUUGAGGAAGAGGGGAAGAAAGAUUUGAAGAACAAGAAGAAGGAUGAAGAUGAGAAAUUGGAGGAAGAAUUUCAGGAGUUGCAGAAACAGCUACCCCCCAAAGUGGAUGUGGAUCUGAUUGAUGUAGGCAAAGCAAUGUUGGAGAGGACAUACUACAUUAAGGUGACAAAGCCAUAUGCUAAACUGGACAGCUUGCUUGACCGCAGACAGAAGCAAGAUGAAUGGGAGCGGAAAAACAGGCAGGCUUUGGAGCAGCAGAUAGCUUGGAAGCUGAAAUGGCAGUCAGGCAAAGAUGGAAAGUCAACUGAUAUAAAAAUCAAAGUUGGAGAUUGCAAGAAAUCAUCACCAGAGGUGAAUGGUUUGGAUCUGAAACCUGAUGUGAAAGGGUAUAAGGGUAUGUGUUAUUCGUUGCUAUGCAGGACGAAAGGUAGCGAAUGGUGUUACUCCCCAGUGUGUCGGAAGGAGAGGCUGUCUAGUCCAGAUCUGGAUGUGUCCAAAGUGAAGGAUGAGCCUGGUGAGGACAGUAUCAAAAUGGAGGAUGCGGGUCCCCCCUCUGCAGUCAAAGAUGAUUCAAGUAAUGAUGCUUCAUCCAAAUCCAUUCCUGUUCCAAAAGAAGCAGAGGACGACAAAAAGACAAUCAUCAUUUCUGGAGGCAAUGCUGCCGCCAAAGUGGCCCAGCUCUUUGCAAACCGUGCAGGAGUCAACCUCUCACAAGCACAUUCAGCCUUGCAACAGGCAAUUUCCAAAAUGAGCAUAGACGAUCUCAAGGCUAAGUUGCCUCCAGUUCGGAAAAGCACAGAAAAGUUCAAACUUGCAAAAUUUACAAAGAUUGGUAAACGUGGGGCAGCUAAGAGCUUGAAAAAGGCUAGUUUACCUGUGUGCCAAAAGUUCCAAAAUGCCACCAAGAAAAAAAGCAUAUUUAUUCUAGAGAGGCAUGACCUCAGGAAGAUGGCUCGAAAAGGCAGCAAUAGAGAGGCCAGUGGAUUUAAUUAUAACUGUAAAAUGAACAAUGUGAACUGGAUUUAUCCAUGUCCCCGUCCCCUGUUCCGCACUGCGUGGCGGUUCCGGACUCAGACCAUCAAGUCCUUAGCGGCAGCUGCUCUGCAGCUCAGGAUAUUGUGGUCCUGCAUCAGGUGGGACGAUGUGGCAGUCAAACCACCUGCAGGCGGAACGAACACUGUCUCCACGGAGACCGAAAUAACCACCACUGAGUUGUUGAAGCGUAGAGAUGUAGGACCAUAUGGUCUCAGGUCCGAGUUCCUGGUCAGGAAAAUUGUUGUUCCUAUUGGAGUACCAACUCAGCCGAAAGAAAAGUACACACCUCAGCGAAGUGGACUGAGAGAAAGGAAGAGACCAGAAUCUCCAAAACAGACCGAGCCAAGCGUGACAGAAACUUGGGUCCCAGAGGAGGACUUGGACUUAUGGGAAAUCAAACAGUUCGGGGAAAAACUGGAAAAACAGAGGGCAGCAUCACAAGAGAAAACCAUUAUUGUGACAACCACAACAACAUCUACAGCAACAACAUCUACACAGAACGCUGCUCAAAUUAAAGCACAAAUGGAGCAGCAGCUGAAACAGCAGAGGUUUGCUCUGCAGCAGAAACGCUUACAGGAAGCACAGGGCAAGACUGGAGUCAUCACAGUUUCCACGUCAACAACAACAACAGCAAGCAGCAUCAUCAACUCCACAUCCACGUCAUCCACACCCAUCAAGACCAUCACUCUGACGACAAACACGGGAGGCUUGAGCACCAUCACCACACCAACAAUCAUCAAACAAGUUCAGAUGCAGCCCAAGACAAUUAUUGCAUCCAGCUCUCAUAAUGGUUUGAUGUUCCCUGCAGACACAGCAUCCCCUGUGCGCCCGGGGGUGAAGGUUCAGCUGCCAGGGACAACCAUUACUCUCCGACCCACAUCAACAGUAGCUCUUGCACCGAAACCGGGAGUAACCAUGGCGACCACUGCCACAACCACUGCUCAAGCAGCACGUCUCAUCGCACCUGGACAAGUGCAGACACCUAAAACUGCCGUGCGCCUCCCUGGAGCGGUCCAGAUACGUCCCCAGGUAGUGGCCCAGGGCUUGCCGGGACAGGUCCAAAACGUCCAGAUCAUCCAGGGGCCAUCCGGGCAGCUCCAGGUCCGAGGACUCCUUCCAGGUCAACAGAUCAUCCGUCUCCCUGACGGCCGCCUCCAACUCAUCACCCUACCUACAGCUGCCACAGCCCAACCCAUCACUGCCGUCGCCGCUAGCUCGGCCACCAGCUCCGCCGCCCCCACUGUCACCCAGGUCCAGGCCAGACCAACUGUUGCAAUACGACCUCAGACCAUUGUGGUCAGCGCUGCGUCAGUACCAGGAACCUCGGCGGUCAGUGGCGUGGCCGCCACCAGGGUAAUGGUUCCAGCCCAGUUGACGGGGACCAGUGCAGGUGCAAUAUCCAGUACAGGGGUAGUGUCUGCAGCAGCAGCCCUGUCGGGAGUUGCCUCUCAAGUCACUACUCUCUCAAUGCCCACAAGAACAUUAGGAGGGAGUAUUUUAGCCUCCACAUCACCAGCUAAGCCCACCAUCAUUACAUCAGUCGCCAAGGUGGCAGGCACUCCAGUUGUGUCUGCUCAAGCUGUGAUGCCCAACACUACAACUCAGAUCAUCAAGCCGCUGAUGACGUCAACACUGCCAACCAUGACGCCAGUGGCGGUAGCCUCCACGUCUAAUCCCUCGGUUGUGACAACAGCGGCAACUGUCAUUGCUCCCAGUAUAGCCAUACAGUCAACGACUCAACCAACCAUCAUCACAUCACCAGUCACUGCCAAAACAGUCCCUCGACCUCUGACCUCGCAGAUAACUGUACGGACACAACUGCCGGCUCAGUCAGCUACAGUGGCUGUUACACCACGACCGCUGACUAUUGUUACUUCUCCUACAUCAUCAGCAGCUGCAGCAGCAACACCAACACCAUCAGCUGCUGCUUCGGCUGCUCAGAAGUACGCCAUCACUCCUCAGGUGGUGCAGCAAGUUGUGCGCCAGGCCCUCAUGCAGAAUCAGACACCGGAGAUCCAGGCCAAGUUGCUGGCCAUGCAGAGGCAGAUCCAGCAGCAGCAGCAAGGUGGCACGACGGCGGUCAAGGUGACCACCCAGCCGGCGGUGGGGGUCAGCACACUCCAGUCCCAGGAGCGGCAGCUCCAGUCUCAGUUCCAGCAACAGCUGGUUACCAAGCAACAGCAGAUCCAGCAGGCCCAGGCCACUGAGACGGCGCGAGCCAAACAGAGGACUCUCACUCAGGAACAGAAGGAUGACCAGAUGAGGCUGUCAGUGUGUAACCAGGUGUUGAAGACACUCCUGGACAAGAUCGAGCGGGAAGAGAAACAGGAACAGAAACGGCAGCGGAAGCAGGAAUCGGUGGAGGAGAAGCAGAAACGUGUUAUGGCAACCAAACUCCAGGGGGCACUCUUCAAACACAAGGAGGCACUCAAGAAGGAAAUCCUGCGCAAGCGGACCCUGAUGGAGAAAAACCUGCAGCAAGAUAUACUUAUGGAGGUAGCUGACAAGCUGAAGAAGCAGACCAAAUCUCCGACCAAGCCGGCGUCCACACUGCGCACACUCCCUCCUGGCACCAGCCUGGUGGGGGGAAAGAAGAAGCUGGAGACCCUCGUCCCUCAGUCUCACCCCGAAACAGCAGCAGCCAAGAAACGCAAACAAAAGAUCAUAUCAACUGGUGGAGGGCGUGCCUUCAACCCUAAGGAGAAACUCUAUUGUAUUUGUAAAACUCCAUAUGAUGACUCAAAGUUCUACAUCGGAUGUGACCUGUGUUCCAACUGGUUCCAUGGAGCAUGUGUGGGCAUCACGGAGAACCAGGCCAGCUCAAUAGACUCGUACAUCUGUGAAGACUGUCGCAAGCAGCAGGAGAACACGUCAGAGGAACUGUACUGUGUGUGUCGAACACCUUACGAUGAAGCACAGUUCUACAUCGGAUGUGACCGAUGUCAGGACUGGUUCCACGGCCACUGCGUGAAUGUAUCGCGGCUGGAGGCAGACCGCAUGGACACCUACAUCUGCCCCAACUGCAUCAACAAGGAACAGGCCACGCCCAUUGCACAGAAAUGUCUUACAGAUAAGGAAUAUGAAAACCUGCGGCGACUCCUUCGUAGUCUACAGUCACAUAAGAUGGCCUGGCCUUUCCUAGAAGCUGUGGACCCGAAAGAUGUACCGGAUUACUAUCUAGUUGUCAAAGACCCAAUGGAUUUAUCAACAGUGGAGAAACGCCUCAAUGCUCGAUUAUACCAGAAACUCAGCGACUUUGUUAAAGAUGUGACCAAGAUCUUUGACAAUUGUCGUUUCUACAACCCAAGUGAUUCACCAUUCUACCAGUGUGCUGAAGUCCUAGAAACAUUCUUUGUGCAACGCUUGAAGUCAAUGAGAGAGCGGUUCUAACAGGAUAUUAAGUGUCAGCACCCAUUGAAUCAUGCGUUAGUGUGGUCCACAUCAUUCAUGCUAAAUAGUCAAUGAUAUUCUGACGGGUGAGAGAUCUGUGGUACUGCCUGUAAGUGCUAAUUUAUUUUCUUUUGAAAGUAUGGUGCCUGGAUUUGUUGACAUGAAGAUAUGUUUGUGAGCAUUGUUUGAAAUAAACCUAGUCCUCAGACAACUUUGUCUGAUUGCUGAAGUCUUGAAUAUAUGUUCCUGCUGAAAGUCAAAAGCAUCACUCUUGCAGAUGGCUUUGUUCAGUAAACUACGUACGUUAGGAGCAGACAAUACAUUUUCCCUUAGAAAUCAUUAGGCAUUUAGAAGAUGAAUGUAAACUUUACAAAGAGUUUUGGUAUACAUAAUAUUUAUUACACACACACACACACACACACACAUACACACACACUCACACACAUUUCAGGGCUUUUCUUGCCACUUCGUCACCACACCUACCUGAUGAAAGGGCAAGGAGUCCCCUGAAACCUGAAUGCUUCAGGAAUUUCUUACCCAUAAUAUUACUCCUCGUCACCUGUGAACUGUUGAAGUACUGGUCUCAGUAUUAUGCAUAUGAUCAUUAUGGCAGCUAUGAUUAUGGGGAGGUGAUCGAAUAUCAAAGGAUUAUAUGGUUAGGUGAGAGAACAAAAAUAUCUUCUCACGCCACAACAAAACAAUAGUAUUUUUAUUUCAGUCCUCUUUAGUAUGUUUUCGUGUGUUUUCUCUUUUUAUUCAGCCAAGGCAAAGCCUUACAUUUCUUCAUUCCAGGAUCUAUUUGUAGGGAAGAAAACAGGUAGUUACUUCAGACCUCAGAGACAUAUUGCGGGUCUCUGUAUAUUGGAGAGAAAAAAGCCUUUCUUAUUUUUUUAGAAACUGUAUUUUUUUAAAGAGUGAAGGCACUGAGCAUAUAGGGGCAAUUGGGUAGGGAAGUGGUUGAAGGUUUUGCUUGUGAAACUGAAGGCUUGGGGUUCAAUUCUCACAUGGGUACAAGGAGUGGAGCCUUUUUCAGUUGUCCCUAGUCAUGAAAUUUCUGGAGUAUUACUUAAAGCAGCGCAAGACAUACUCAUUCGCUAUCAAAAUAUAUUUCUUUCAAUUUGAGGGGUUGUGGUUAAAGCAAUCAUUUGUCAGGCCUAAGGACCAGGUUCAAUUCCCCACAUUGAUACAUGUGAAGCCCAUUUCUGGUAUACCAAACUGUGAUACAGCUGGAAUUUCUCUAAAAGCGACAUAAAACCAUAGUUACAGUUUGAAAAAUGCUAGUUUAUGAUUGUGUUGAGUGUUAACUUUUUUCUCACCUGUUUCUCUUGAUAUACAAAGGUGUAUUACAAAGAUAUUUGUAUAUGUACCAGCUCACCAUUUUGGUUACAACCUUCUACUCUUAACAACUCAAAAUGACAUUCUAUACUUAAUGAAGGCACACUCCUAGCAUUGGCAAAAGUCAAAGGAAAGGAAUGAUGUGCACCUGUGCAAGUGGUAUGAGCAUUUCGGGGCAAGGCAGUACCACAUACUGAUCCAUGAAGAGGGACUGGGUUGUAUAUUAUUGUAAAAUUGUACAUAUGUCAUCUAUUUCACAGCUGUCACAUGGCAUCACUAGCUGUCCCAGGCUGGAACUAGUGGCCUUUUCAUGUUGUUACAUAAUCAUAUCAUAUUUAAACUUGUCCAUUUCAAUUAGACACUAUGCCGUCACUUCAGUUUUCCAUACUCUAUAACUCGAUAGAUUUCAUAGCAGGCAUGCUGAUUAAAUAUUAUUUAUAACAUUCAUUGUUGUCACUGAAAAUUGUGUGGUAAUCGUGAACCACUUUAAGAAACUGCUCAAGGAAACCAGGUAUUUAAAAGAUGUUUACAAUAACUGAUUAUGCAAUGUUUGUUUUACCCUAAUUGCAUAAGAUGUUGAGGGUAUUGACUGUAUUUAAAAUCUUCAUGCUGAUACAAGAUUGUGGCCCGUCUUCUCGUACUUCCAUUACUCCUGAAAUGGCAAAAUAUCUAUUGCUGUCGUCAGUUUUCUUGUUGAUUUACCCAAUGAUUCUGAAGGUAAAAUGUUGAUGGAUAUCUUUGUUUGGUUACAAUUGUUACCGAGUUGCUAAUGUUGGCCGAUUGAAAGUGCAAUGUCAUUAAACUCAGAUCGGAGUUCUCGUAAC
This is a messenger RNA of Haliotis rubra (blacklip abalone), 10408 nucleotides long. RefSeq names its product nucleosome-remodeling factor subunit BPTF-like. The coding region runs from base 363 to 8249 and encodes 2628 amino acids. The record is from RefSeq and is a predicted model, not a curated record. NCBI's taxonomy places the organism in Eukaryota, Metazoa, Mollusca, Gastropoda, Lepetellida, Haliotidae. Gene Ontology annotation, biological process: regulation of transcription by RNA polymerase II. The transcript is spliced from 24 exons. Gene Ontology annotation, cellular component: NURF complex. Gene Ontology annotation, molecular function: RNA polymerase II cis-regulatory region sequence-specific DNA binding.